AUGCUGGAUAAAUUCAAAAACAUUGUUAAUCUGAACAACAAUGUAGCUGAUAAAGAUGCAUCCAAGAAUGCUGAAGCAAACAAGAACCAAGAGGGAAAUGUAAAUUCAGAUGGAAAUAAAAAAGUUGGUGGUGAUCCAUCUUUAGAUGGAACAGAUGAAAAGACUUUUUUUGAUGAAAUGCUAGGAGCACCACAGUAUACAUAUGAUGAAUUCUUAAAAGUAUUAAAAAGUCCAAAACAAGAGAGAGGAGAUACGGAAGAUUUAAAAAAACAUUGGGGAUAUCCCAGAAGAUGGAAAGUUAUUUUGUGGGAUUUACAAAUACAGAAUUAUAUGAACAGUGAUUUUAAUGCAUUCGUUGACUUUGACUUUGGAGGUAACCGAGAGGAGUGUCGAAUACAGAGAGGUUCCAGUAUGAAAAUUUAUGCAAAGGGAAAAGUGAAGAACUGUCUGAGAACCCACGUUGUGUCUAAUGUUGGGGCAGAAGAAAAAAAAAAUAUGAAUUUUACAAGCGUGUUUGAAUACAGAGGUUCCUAUUUAGACUUAGAAAAUGAAAAAUUACGAAUAAAAGUAUGGGAAUAUAAACAAUAUACUUUAAAUAAAUUAGAAGGAAUAUAUGAAGAACCUCUUUUAUCAUUUGCCGUUGGACAAAUAUAUAAUGAAACAACGUUGUAUAAAUUAAUGAAAGAUACAAGAGUUAAACGAUGUCGUUUAUUUUUCCAGUUAUAUUUUCAAGAGUUAUAUGAUUUUGAAUUAUCAUUUCUGAAUUGGUCAUUUAGUGAUUUAUUAUCUUAUACAUAUAUACAAGCUAAAAGUUUUAAAUAUGUAGAAGACGAUCCUAAUAUAAUUGGAAGGAGAUUUAAUAAAAAUGGGCAUUGUCUUUUAUUUCCUGAGGGGGGAAGAUGUGUAAAAGUAAAAAAGUUAAAUAAAAAGACCAAAAAAAAAAUAGAAAAAAAAAGUACAGAAUGUGGUAUAAAUGUAAAUUAUUCUUUUAAUACUGUUUUAUCUGGAAUUUCAGAACAAAAUGAUAAAAAUGGUCAAAAUAACAGUAAUACUAACAAAAACAAAAUAGAUAGAAAGACAAAAAAUCUCGAAACUUUAUUUUUUAGAAAUCUAAGCUUAAUGCAAAAUGUAGAAGAAAAUGACCAACUCUCCUCUUACAAAAAUGUGGAAAAUAUUAAUUUCCCAAACCCUAGAGUUACUAUCACAUUAAUACACACACCUAAAGGCCAUGACGGAUUGUCUCUCACAUCGAUUGAACAGAAAGAAAUUAGUUUUCCUAUCUGGGAAAAUCUCGGGGAGAUGUAUUUCAGGGGUACCCUCAGGGACCUCGAUGUCUCAUACUUGAGCAUCAAAGUAGAGGAUAUGUCCGCACCCAAAAACAGGAGAGAAAUCGGGACGUGCCAAAUUCCAUUGAAAGGAAUUGUAGAUUACCCAUAUGUUAUGCAUGAGCUUGAGGCUCCCCCUUGGUUAAUUGAAGAAGCAAAAUAUGAAGGAUGGGAAAACAAAUUAGAAGAAUGGAAAUUAGGGACAGUAGAAGGAAAAGUGCUAAUUUCGAGAGUACCACGCUAUAGACAGAUGGGAGAUAUAUAUCAUUUGGAUUGUCGUUAUUCUUAUUUAAUAGUUCAUAUACUUAAUAUCGAUAAAAUAGUAACUGUAGAUAACAUAAAAGAAUUAGAUACAUAUGUAGAGGUUUCAUUUGAUGAGACAAGUAGAAGAACGAGAUUUGUCAAAAAAACAUUAUCUCCUUAUUAUGACAGCCAAAUAGCUAUACCAUUACGGUUUAAUCAUAAAGAUGAAGUUAAUUAUUACAAUUUUAGUAAAAAAGGGUGUAUAUAUAUAGAUGUAUGGGGGAAAUCAGAUGAAAUUAUAUACGUUGGUGGAAUAUGUAUAACACCAUAUGAAAUAUUUUUUAAUGAGAAAAAUGUUAAAAGAGCUAAAACAAAAUUAGAACACAUAGAUUUAGAGACAAAUGUUAAAACUCCAUACGACACAGUUGUGUAUAGAGGAUGUAAAAAAUUAUUAUUUCUACAUAACGAUCAAAGAGUAUCAAAUAUACACUUCAGUAUUUGGACAUACCCUGAUAUACUAAGUAAUGAUGAUGAAUAUAAUAAUAUUGUUGCUCCUCCUAUGUUCAACACUACCAAAUAUUUCCCUACUAAGUUAGCAGAAAAAUAUGAAAAAUUGAAAAUUCUAUAUUUAGAAGUAUUAAAAACAAUAAAAGGAAUUCCAGAUGGAUGCACAGAUAUAUAUAAGACAAAAAGAUUUUUUAAUUACGAGUUAUAUAAUCAAAGAAAAGAAAGCCAUUUUUUACCUACUCUAAUUACAAGUGUCAAAUCACCAUAUGGUGCAGAAUCUACCAAUGCAAUAUUCCAUUAUGUUAGAUGUAUACCAUUUAUUCAUAAAAAAGAAAAUAUAGCAUUUACGCCAGAUUUUACAUUACAAUUAAAAGGAGGAAAUGCUGUAGACCAUAGUUUAUUAUUAUGCAGCUUAUUUCUAGGUAUACCUGUCAUUUCUUUUGUUUGCUUUGGAACCCUAUGGGAUAAUCAGAAACACGCAUGGGUGUGUACUUUUGAAUUUAAUGAGGAAAAGAAUUAUGGAAUUAUAAAAUUUUGGGAAACUACUACAGGAAAUGUAUAUACUUUGAAAAAAAGAUUUACGGAUAUGAAUAAAUUAAAAAGUUUAGAAAUAAAAUUAAAUGAAUCUAAAUAUAAAUUACAUAUGAGACAUGGUUUUCUACAAAAAAAUGGAAUCAAUACAACAAAUGUAGAAAAAAUUAAAGAAGAAACUAAAAGACAAAUUAAAGAAUUAUUCAAAAAUAGAAUAUCAGAUACUCCAGUUGGUGGUCCAUCUAUUCCUUAUAAAACAAUAGAUCUUAUUUUUAAUAAUAAAAAUAUUUAUCUAAAUUUACAAGACCCGAACCCAUUAAAUAUUUGGUAUGAUUAUUGGAAAUUUGAUUUAUGGUUUCCAUUUUCAUCCAUUGAAUAUAAUAUUCAACCUUGUUUUACAAUUAAAAAUUUUUCUCAUAAAAUGGAAGAUAUGGAAUUAGAUAGAAUAGCAAAAGAACUUAGAGCAAGCAUUGAGAAAAACAUAAAUGUUUAUAGAGCUUCCAGAAAUUUAUCAACCAGAUGGAACCGAGAUGAGACACUAGAACUCUUUCUACAAGUCGGGUUAGAAUUAUUGCACCAAUUAAAUACUUCACGAAAAGAAGAUGCACUCUUGGCUAAAUUAAAAAUUGAUGAUUGGAAAAAAGCAUUAUAUCAUAAAGUACCACAAAGUCAUAGAUUACUUGGAUUUCCAUACCAUUUCAACACUUGUAAAUCAAAAUUCAUUUCUGAUAAACUUAUUAGUACAUUAGCAAUUUUAGAAUCAAGAGAUAGAUCCCUAUGUCUUUCGCUAGCUGUCUGUUUGUAUAGUCUACCCGGAGAUUUUAUAUCUGCUUACAUUUAUAUUAUUACCUGUGUUAAAAUAACUCAAAGAGAAUUACGCAAAAUUGAAAUGGUCAAAGAAAAGGCUCAAAGAAAAGCUGAAAUAAAGAACGCCAAAAAGAAAAAGGAAAAAACCGAAACUGAAAAUGUAGAUGAUCGGACUGUGGAUGUAAUAGAUGAGGAUGCUCUUGAUCAGCAUAUGCUUGAUGAUACCUUGAAGUAUGAUACUUAUGAAGAAGAAAAGAUAGAAUACAGCUCCCUCAAGCAUAGAGGAAUUGAAGAAGAACAUGCAGGUGAUCAUAGGAGGGGAGAUGCCAUCGAUAACCAUAUAAAUGACGAAAGGAUGCCAAGACAAUCCUCGGAAGGCAAUAGGAGAAAAUCCAAAAAGAAGAAGCUAAUCAAAUCGGACUAUAUGAUCAGUCCUUUGCCAACCAUCAAAAAUGAUGAGAAAGGAGAGGAAGGUGAGAAAGAAGAGAAUGCAGAGAAUGCAGAGAAUGCAGAAAAUGUAGAGAACGCAGAGGAUGCAGAAAAUGUAGAGAACGCAGAGAAUGCAGAAAAUACAGAGAACGCAAAGAAUGAGAAAAAUCAAGGAUAUAAAAACAGAGAAGAAAACAUCAUUGAUAGCAACCGGAUGAUAAAGACACAGGAAAGGUUGAAUAAUUUGAAAAAAAUGGAUCCCGUAGAGAACGAAAAGGAACCAUGUAGAAACGUCGGAAGCAAAAUAGAAAAAGAAGACGAAGAAGAAAAAAAUGGUAAACCACAGGAAGAGACAAUCACUAAUGACACGAAAAAAUUGAACCAGCCUGGGGAAAUCGGAGCUUCUGAAUCAAAUGAUCAAAGAAGGGAGGGAAAAAAGGAGGACACAAAAGAAAUGAAGAGAAAAAAGAAAGAAAAAGAAAAGGGGAAGAGAAAAGAGAGAGAAAAAGAAAAAGAGAAAGAGAAGGGGAAAAAAGAACUAGAAUUCGAAAAACUCAUAAGGUCAAAUAACUACUUUGAAAAGGAAAAAAAAAAGUUACAAGAAGAUAUAGAAAAAUUAGAAAAAGAAAAAGAGGAAUUUAGAAGACAGAAAAUAAUAAGGGAACAAAAAGAAAAACAAAUGCUUCUAGAAGAAAAAUUGAAACUCGAAAAAGAAAAGGAACGUUUUGAAAACGAAAAAGUAGAACGAAAAAUGUCCUACAUGCUCAAAAUUAAUGAACUAGAGAGAAAGGAGAAGGAGAGGAGGAAAAAAGAGAUGAAGGAUCAAAAGGUGAUUGGAAGGACUCAGAUAGAGGAGGGGGAAGGGAAGAAGAAAAAGAAAAAAAAAAAACAAAGAAAGAGGCGAGAGGAGCUAAGUGGUACGGAAAAGGACGAAGAGGAAGAAAGCGAGAGAGACGAGAAAAGAGAAAAGGAGAAAGAAAAGGAGAGAAAAAUGGAGAGAAAAAUGGAAAGAGAAAAGGAAAAAGAAAAGGAAAAAGAAAAGGAGAAAGAAAAAGAGAGAAGAAUGGAGAGAGAAAUGGAGAAAGAAAAGGAGAGAAAAAUGGAGAGAGAAAUGGAGAGAGAAAUGGAGGAAAAUAUGGAUAGGGCAUUAAGCCGAGAAAUUAGCAUAAAGGUGCAGAAGGAAAUGUGCAAAAAAAUGAAGACAGGAACGGAGUCCAGAAUGGGGGAAAAAUCAGAAGAGACGGAUGAGUUGAUCCAUCUAAGUACCUUUGAUGAGGAAUUGGAUCUAAACCAGAUAUAUUCGAAGACAUCAAAUUUGGAUGAUGAAAACGAGCAGAAAAAAAAAACAAUACGAAUUCAUACAAACCGGAAGGAAUAUAUUUCCACGUCCAAUUUCUCAAAAGAUAUGAACGCGAAGAAAGAUGAUAUGGACAACUCUAAUAUUGCAAGGUACCUAUACGGAAAAACGAAAAAGAGAGAUGUGGAUAAACAAAAUUAUAACUAUGAUAAACCUCAUUAUGGGAAAAGUUUGAACGACAUGUCUUACAAUGCGAUGAAAAAGAGUGAUUUAUUUAAAGGGUUUGGUGAUACAUCACCUACCAAAACGAAGAAAAAAAUAGUUCUUGUAAAAAAACAGACAUAA
Plasmodium gonderi is the source of this 5484-nucleotide messenger RNA. Its product is annotated as double C2-like domain-containing protein. NCBI's taxonomy places the organism in Eukaryota, Apicomplexa, Aconoidasida, Haemosporida, Plasmodiidae. The record is from RefSeq and is a predicted model, not a curated record. Bases 1 to 5484 code for a protein of 1827 amino acids. The transcript is spliced from 6 exons.